UCUUGCAUAAACCUCUGACUUUGGAAAGUAUUUUGAUCAACCUUACCUCAAUCUUUGCUAAACGAUUUCUAACUUUUGUACAUAUGGGAAAUCUGAAAGUCAUCUUGUUUGUAUUCCUGCAGUUUCUGGUCGUAAAUGCAAGAAAUCAUUGCCAAACUCAAUUCUGUGGCAGCAAUUCCUUUGAAGUGAGAUUUCCUUUCCAGUUACAAGGCGAACAACUCCAAAACUGUGGCUAUCCGGGUUUUGUCCUGAAUUGCAGUAUCCAAAGAAACAAAGCUGUACUCAACAUUCCUUACUCAGGAGAUUUUCUUGUCCGGGAUAUCGACUACCUCAAGCAAGAAAUCCAGCUCUACGAUCCAAAUGAUUGCCUUCCAUGGCGGCUUAUGGACUUCAACCUUUCGUCAUCCCCUUUUAUGGCAGAUUAUUAUCGGAACUAUACUUUCCUUAGCUGUCCUUCAGAUUAUACGAUAUCCCAGAUCACUACCAUUAACUGCCUUAGCAAUUCUACAGUAUCUGUGUUGGCAACUUCUUCAAUGAAUCUUGCCAGGGCUAUGAACAUGUGCAGUGUAAUUGUUACUUUGCCAAUCCCAGUUUCAUUGCCAUUUCAGAAUCAGGGAUUUUCAUCUGACCUCAAUGAUGAUCUUAAAUUAACAUGGAAUAUUCCUGAUUGUAUAGAUUGUGAAGUGAAAGGUGGUACUUGUGGGUUUGAGAACAGCAGCAGCAGGGUAAUUCAAUGUUUUUCGGAUCCCGGAACAGGUAAAACACGGGGUCUGCAAAUUUUCAAAAUCAUUGCCUUGUCCAUAGUUAUACCGGCCAUCACAUGUUCAUUUGUUAUAUCAUGCUUCAUGUGCCUGAUGGACCGUGGACGUCGGGCUGAUGCUGCAGCUCGAAAUGCAGCCACAGCUACGGCUACAGUAACACCACAAUCUGCGGCAGUUGUAGCUGGCCUUGAUGACUCUAUUAUUGAAUCCUACACAAAAGUAGUUAUCGGAGAAAGUCGACGCCUCCCGGGGCCUAAUGGUGUCACUUGCCCAAUAUGCCUUGUGGAUUACAAUCCCAAGGAUACACUUAGGUGCAUACCUCAGUGUGAACAUUGCUUCCAUUCUGAGUGCAUUGAUGAAUGGUUGAGGAUGAACGGUACUUGUCCAGUUUGCAGAAAUUCGCCUUCCCCGGCUCAUCCUACUACUUGAAAGGGUAUUUUUGUUAUGUAGCAGUGAGCAACGCAUGAAAAAUUCAAAAAAUGUUUUCAACUCAAGGAAUUCGUCCUUUUUCCUUUUGAAAAAAUAAACAUCUUCAAGUACUGCAAAAUUUUCAUUUACUUUGUAAACCUUCAUUCUUUUGUACAUAUUCUCAGUUGUCAUACCAUAUGAUUCCUGCUCUAUAUACAUAAUAUUUUUCAUGUCUUCCGGGCAAUCAAAACCAAGCAAUUCUGAAGCCGGUGCAUGCCUCUGACGAUGGCUUCCUCUGAGAACAGAUCUCCUUUGCCCUCGUUUGAUUACAAAGAGUCUGCCUCUGCUCAUGGAAGAGUCAAAGCUGUAUAGCUAGGACGUAAGCUUUUUGCAUUAUGUACUGGAAAUUAACUUCAUAAUCCAUAAUCCUGGAACUCCACCUUUUUGCAUUUAGUCGAAAAUUGAUUACAGGUUUUCUAA
Molecule: messenger RNA, 1649 nt
Organism: Olea europaea var. sylvestris
Lineage: Eukaryota; Viridiplantae; Streptophyta; Magnoliopsida; Lamiales; Oleaceae
Product: putative RING-H2 finger protein ATL21A
Exons: 2
Coding region: 84-1190 (368 amino acids)
Molecular function (GO): polysaccharide binding
Source: RefSeq, a predicted model, not a curated record